This is a messenger RNA of Scophthalmus maximus (turbot), 3526 nucleotides long. It is a transcript of the gene dnajc10, whose product is annotated as DnaJ (Hsp40) homolog, subfamily C, member 10. Lineage: Eukaryota; Metazoa; Chordata; Actinopteri; Pleuronectiformes; Scophthalmidae. The transcript is spliced from 25 exons. Bases 364 to 2745 code for a protein of 793 amino acids. The record is from RefSeq and is a predicted model, not a curated record.
CGGAUGUUCGGUGUUUAACUUGUAGAAGUUGCGACGCCUCCUCUGAGGUAACCCUGCUUCUCCUCCUCCUCCUCCUCUUCUUCUUCUUCUUCUUCUACACCAGAUGCAAACUUCACUAGAUGAACUUUAGCUUCGACAACACACAGCAGAAAACGCAAUGUCGCCGCGAAGCUAACCGGCUAAUUAGCCUGCAGGUAGUGUUUAAUUGCUGCAGCUAGCUAGCUGCUAGCUUUAGGUUUAGCUCCUUUCAUCAGCCAGAAAGAAUCAGAGAGAAUCAGAGAUUUGACUCUGUGGACUCAGGCAACCAGCCUUCAUCGCUCUGACUCGUGUCUGGUCGUCGUGGUUACGCUGGGAGGCCUGGUCAUGGGGUACAGGGUCGUCUCCGGGGCUCAGCCGCACCGUCCCGUCCGGCCCACGCUGCUGCCACUGCUGCUCCUCGUCACGCUGCUGGCGGCGGUCUGGGCGGAGAGCGGAGACUACUACGACCUGCUGGGCGUCAGCAGGGACGCCACGACCAGAGAGAUCCGACGAGGAUUCAAAAAGCUGGCGCUCACCAUGCACCCCGACAAGAACCCUGGAGACCCCUCGGCCCACGACAGGUUCCUGCAGGUGAAUCGAGCCUACGAGGUUCUGAAGGACGAAGACCUCCGGAAAAAAUACGACAAAUACGGAGAGAAGGGGCUGGACGAGCAGCAGGGAGGACGCUACGAGAGCUGGAGCUACUACCGCUACGACUUUGGUAUCUAUGACGACGACCUGGAGAUCAUCACGUUGGACAGUGGUGAUUUCGAGGCGGCAGUGAACUCCGGUGAAAUCUGGUUCAUCAACUUCUACUUCCCGCGGUGCUCACACUGUCACCAGCUGGCUCCCACGUGGAGGGAGUUUGCGAAGGAGAUGGACGGGGUCAUCCGGAUCGGGGCGGUGAACUGUGGAGACAACAACCACUUGUGCAGGAGGAGGGGUAUCAACAGUUACCCCAGUCUGUUCGUGUUCAGAGCGGGACAGAAACCGGAGAAGUUUAACGACGAGCGCUCGAAAGACGAGCUGGUCCGCUUCUCCAUGAAGUUAAUUACCACGAGCAUCGCUCAGCUGUGGCAAGGAAACGUGUUCAGCGAGAUCGAGAGUGCGUUCUCGUCGGGGCUCGGCUGGCUCAUCACCUUCUGCUCGGACACCGGAGAUUGUCUGGAGCCAAGAACAAGACAGAAGUUGGCAGGAAUGUUGGACGGUCUUGUGAAAGUGGGCUGGAUGGACUGCACCACAGAUGAGCAGCUCUGUCACAGUUUUCAGGUGACCGGCGGAGCGACGGCUUUGUUCCCACCUGGAAGUUCUCUGGACAAACACGGCAGCGUUCUGUGGCUGAAUACUCUGGACAGUAAAGAGAUUUACACUCAGGUCAUCAACCACCUGCCUGAUCUGGAACUGCUGACCACUGACAGCUUCGAGAGGAAGUUGGCUCAUCAUCGCUGGUUGGUCAGUUUUACAUUUGGAGACAGACACUCCGCCUCCAACGAGUACAAGAAGCUACAAGCUCUCCUGAGGAACGACCACAUACAGGUGGGCAGAGUAAACUGUAUCACAGACUCAGAUCUGUGUCAGCCGCUCUACAUCCAUAAACCUUGUGUGGCUGUUUUCAAAGGACUGGGAAUCCACGACUUUGAGAUCCACCACGGUAAAGACGUGUUGUACAACAUCGUGGGUUUUGCGAAGGACAGUGUUCGUGCUCACGUGACGACUCUGAGGCCCGACAACUUCCCCUCCGACAGGAAGGAGCCAUGGCUCGUCGACUUCUUUGCUCCGUGGUGUCCUCCGUGCCGAGCUCUACUUCCUGAACUGAGGAAAGCUUCCAUCCAGUUGGCCGGACAGAUGAAGUUCGGCACUCUGGACUGUACCAUCCACCACAGCCUCUGCUCUGUGUAUAACAUCCAGGCGUAUCCCACCACCGUCAUCUUCAACGGCUCCUCGGUUCACGAGUAUGAAGGACAGCAUUCGGCCGACGGCAUCCUGGAGUUCAUACAGGAUCUGGUGAAUCCAACCGUGGUCAUCCUGGAUCCUCCCAGCUUCACCGACAGGGUCAAAGGUAGAGCCAACGGGCAGAUCUGGGCGGUGGAUUUCUACGCUCCGUGGUGCGGACCCUGUCAGGCUCUGAUGCCCGAAUGGAGACGCAUGGCCCGGCUGCUGUCGGGUCAGGUUCUGGUGGGUUCUGUGGACUGUCAGCGGUUCCAGGCGUUCUGUCAGGGUCAGGGUGUGAGGUCGUACCCUGAGAUCCGUCUGUACCACAGUCAACAGCCGGAUCGCUUCAUGAGUUACAACGGUUGGAACAGAGACGCCCACUCACUCAGAUCGUGGGCUCUGAGUUCUUUACCCAGAGCGUCAGUGGACCUGACUCCAGAGACCUUCAAGUCUCAGGUUCUGUCGGGUCGGGACCACUGGGUUCUGGACUUCUACGCUCCCUGGUGUGGACCCUGUCAACACUUCGCCCCAGAGUUUGAGAUCCUGGCACGAAUUCUCAAAGGGGAGGUUCGUUCAGGGAAGGUCGACUGUCAGACUCACCAUCAGACCUGUCAAUCAGCCGGAAUCACCGCCUACCCAACGGUCCGCUUUUACCCCUACCAGGGAACGAGGAGGUUCGAACACAGCGGUGAACACAUCAACAGCCGUGAUGCUGGCGUGAUCGCAGACACCGUCCGGCAGCGACUACAGCAGCUGUUGCCAAGGUUACACAGCAAAGCGAAGGACGAGCUCUGAUGAUGUCACCAGCAGCGAUCCCAUUGGUCGGGGAGCGACAGCGGUGGAUCUGAUUGGUCCGAUGGAUCAACGCACUCCUCCAUGAGACCACAGCGGUGACGCAGGCGGACGGACACUGGCUGUUUCCUGCUGUGUUGAAUGUACUGAACACGUUUUUGCCUUGUUUUUAAUUUUUGUUUUCAUUUUGUCUCCAUCGUUUGUAUUUACUCUAUGAAGUAAAGCUGUGGGACGUGGUUACUGACACACACACACACACACUCUGAGCCAGACGUCGACGUGAUCGUGUUACAUUUUAUUCUAACUGUAGAAACUGUUGAACCCUCAGAAUAAAACAUUUGUUUCUGAUAAAGAAAUGUCAGUUUCACAAAACUUAAAGCUGCUUCAAUUCAACUUUAUUACUUAUUCUGUCAGAUCGUGGUCUCCAUACAAUAUAUAUAUAUAUAUACAUAUAUAUAUAUGUAUAUUUUAUCUUAUUAAUUGUUAUUGCCCAAAAUGUCAAACAGUUUGUCGAUCCAGAUUCUUAAAUGAGAGGAUUUGCUGGUUUUGUUUUCGUAAAAUUAAGAUUUUUGGAAGCUGAACGAGACGAUUCUCUGUGACGUCUGUUAGACUCCUGUAAUAAAACAGAUUCUAUAUUUAUAGAUCACAGAUUUCUCACUAAGGGAGAAGGAGCAGAUGUUAUUUUAUCAAUUUGACUGUAGUUUAUAGUUGUUUGUUGUAAAGAUGAAUCAAACUGUUAUUUAAAGUCAAAUGUUUUAUAUAAAGUGCUAUGCAAAGGGUGUGA